AUGAUUCCAAUACGAAAUACCACGGAAAAUAGUAGCUGUCUACUUUAUGGAGAACUAUUUGAACUUGAGAAAAGCCAGAAGCAGCAUAAAGAAGGACUUCAUGGUGAUGGGUUGCCAUACAAGUGCGGCCAGUGGAGCGUAGCGUGUUUGACAUUCUACAAACGUAGGCAGCAUCUAAUAUCGCACAGUGCCAACAAGCCAUAUCUAUGCACGAAAUGUGGGAAAUUUUUCAACAGACCACACCACUUGAAACGGGAUCUGUUACCGCACGAUGCUGACCGUGAAUUCGAAUGUACAGGAUGUCCUGCCGAAUUUACGCGUCGCGAUCAACUCGACAAGCACCUGAAGGCUCAUGCAAUGACAGCAAAUGACAACGAAAUUAACUAA
This is a messenger RNA of Varroa destructor (honeybee mite), 387 nucleotides long. RefSeq names its product zinc finger protein 425-like. Lineage: Eukaryota; Metazoa; Arthropoda; Arachnida; Mesostigmata; Varroidae. The record is from RefSeq and is a predicted model, not a curated record.